AUGGUAGCUUCAGUGAGGGUUGUGCCCAAUGCCUCUGUGCGAGCUGUGAGUUUGCUGCGGAGCAUCCAGUUCGGGCACCCGCCGUCCUGUCCCUGCCACUCAAACCCGGGCCACCAUCACCAUCAGCAGGGGUCUGCCGUGACACCGUACGCUCGCCGGUCACGACGGGGCUAUGCGACGCCGCAGCAGCCGCAGAAGGAAUAUGCGUUUGAGCUGGCGGCGUCGUCGAUCCGGUUUGGCAACGGAGUCACGGGCGAGAUCGGCAUGGACCUGCAGAACAUGGGGGUCAAGAAUGUGGCCGUCGUGACGGACGGGACGGUAGACAAGCUGCGGGCGAUGCAGCAGGUGCGCGAGGCCUUGGAUUCAGAGGGCAUCCGGUUCAGCGUGUUCAACCGGACGAGAAUUGAGCCAAAGGACGAAUCAAUCCUGGAGGCCAUUGCAUGGGCUAAGCCACUGGCCCCCGAUGCCUUUGUGGCCGUGGGUGGUGGCUCCGUCAUGGACACAGCUAAGCUGAUGAACCUGUACACGUGCUACCCGGAGGCGGACUUUCUCGACUUUGUCAACGCGCCGCUAGGCCGCGGCCUGCCGGUAGACCGCAAGCUGCGGCCUCUGAUCGCGGUGCCGACGACGGCGGGAACGGGCAGCGAGACGACAGGCACGGCCAUCUUCGACCUGGUCUCGCGACGGGCUAAGACUGGCGUGGCGCACCGCAACUUGAAGCCGACACUGGGCAUCUGCGAUCCGCUCAACACGGCGACAAUGCCGGCCGCAGUCAAGGCCAGCUCCGGCCUGGACGUGCUCUGCCACUCGCUCGAGUCCUGGACGGCUAUCCCGUACACCGAGCGCGUGCCACGGCCGGCCAACCCGCUUCUCCGACCGGCUUACCAGGGCGCCAACCCGAUCAGCGACAUCUUCUCGCUCAGUGCCCUCCGCAGCACCGUCCGCUACCUUCCCCGGACCGUUCACAACCCGGACGAUGACGAGGCUCAGUCGCAGAUGCUGCUAGCCGCCACUCUCGCCGGCGUCGGCUUCGGUAAUGCUGGCGUCCAUCUCUGCCACGGCAUGUCUUACCCGAUUUCGGGCCAGAACCCCGGCUACAAACAUGCCGGCUACGUCGUCGACACACCCAUCAUCCCCCACGGCGUCUCUGUCGCCGUCUCUGCCCCCGCUGUCUUUCGUUUCACCGCCGCCUCCAACCCUGACCGCCAUCUCCAGGCCGCUGAGGCCUUUGGGGCUGACAUUACCAAUGCCAAGCGCGAGAGCGCCGGCGAGAUCCUUGCCGAUGCCAUCACCAACUUUCUCGAUCUCCUCGGCGACCAACCCCGUGGCCUCAGGGACCUUGGCUUCGGCCACGAGCACAUCGACGGCCUCGUCGAGGGCACCAUCCCCCAGGCUCGCGUUCUCAUGCUGGCCCCUGGCCUCGCCAAGGAGCUACAGGAGGAAAAGGACCAGCUGCGCCAGCUGUUUGAAGAUGCCAUGACUCGUUAA
Messenger RNA from Grosmannia clavigera kw1407, 1488 nucleotides. RefSeq names its product Fe-containing alcohol dehydrogenase. Lineage: Eukaryota; Fungi; Ascomycota; Sordariomycetes; Ophiostomatales; Ophiostomataceae. Gene Ontology annotation, cellular component: mitochondrion. The transcript has 3 exons. Gene Ontology annotation, molecular function: alcohol dehydrogenase (NAD+) activity; metal ion binding. The record is from RefSeq and is a predicted model, not a curated record. The coding region runs from base 1 to 1488 and encodes 495 amino acids.